Coccidioides posadasii C735 delta SOWgp is the source of this 273-nucleotide messenger RNA. It is a transcript of the gene TIM9, whose product is annotated as protein transporter tim9. Lineage: Eukaryota; Fungi; Ascomycota; Eurotiomycetes; Onygenales; Onygenaceae. The record is from RefSeq and is a predicted model, not a curated record.
AUGGACGGACUCACCGCAGCCGAGCAGCAGGAACUCCAGAAGCGCAUGGAGAAGAAGCAGAUCAAAGAGUUUAUGGGGGCCUAUUCCAUGAUCGUCAACCGCUGCUUCGACGACUGCAUCAACGACUUCACCACAAAGUCUCUCAUCUCGCGCGAAGAGGGCUGCGUCAACCGCUGCUUCGACAAGUUCAUGAAGACCGCCGAGCGCGUCAACCAGCGCUUCCAGGAGCAAGGAAACGCCAUGAUGCAGUCCGGCCAGAUCCCCGGCAGAUAA